Molecule: messenger RNA, 5358 nt
Organism: Caenorhabditis auriculariae
Lineage: Eukaryota; Metazoa; Nematoda; Chromadorea; Rhabditida; Rhabditidae
Source: the annotation of a GenBank genome assembly
AUGCGCUUCGACUGGAAGAAUUGGUGCUUCCGAAGGAGAAGAUGCAAAUUGCGUACCCGGACAGUCCGCAAGUGGGCCUUCUUCGUGUUCGGCCUGGCCGUCGGCUCGAAGUUCGUCAGUCUGCUCGGCUACCGUCACCAACAUCAUCCCGUUGAGCCUGAACUUGGUAAGUAUCAAAAAUGGAAGACCAUUUUUAAAUUUUUCUUCUGUGAAACUAAAGCUUAUACUAAUACUAUCUCCCUAGGGUUGAAACUUAUCUUUAAACCUAAAAUUCAACAUUUUUUAAGCCAACCCUUUCUCUCUGGCUUAUUAAAGGCAUAGGGGCAGUAAAAAAUGGGGUUUCAGGUGAAAGCAGUAUUUUAUAUAGUUUUUCUUUGCGAAUCCAACGGUGUACUCAAAAAAUUACAGAUGUGACAACUCUAGAAGAAAAACGCGAUUUCACUUUCCCGCCUUUAAUUUUGAAAAAAGCUUUGGAUCGGUAUGCAGACAACUGUUUACAGUAGCCGUGCACGCGAUGUUGCGGACGUCUCAUUAGACUCGCAUUUUGUAUGAAAUAACCGGCUAUCUGCUUCAAAUUAAGGGUUUCUUCUCUGAAAAAUUGAUUAAGAAAACCGAAAACACACAGUGAUAAUAAAAAAAACACAAAUAAUCGCUAUCCCAAUCGAAACCUGUGUAAAAUCAUCAUUUUUCACCAGAAAAGCUUUUUUGCGAACAAAGUUUGCAAAUUAUACGUGAAUCGAAGGCUUUGGUGACGAAAAAAACUCUGGUGACAACAGAAAAAAUUGAAAAUUAAAAGAAACGAAGAAAAAAGCGAAAAUCCGGAAGAUGGCGAACCCUGUUGUCCAUAGAGCAACUUUACUGCAAGGCGCCCUUUUCGCGGGAACUCAAACUUUCCUCUCUCCGACUUUGAACUAUUUUUUCUCCAAAACUAGGAAUUUCUGUACGUUUCCAAGUUCACCGUUCGAUUUGCAAUGAAAAGCUCUACAAAAUACUGCUUUGAACUGAAACACCGUUUUUUACUGCCCCUAUGCCUUUAAGAUCUUCAUUUGCCCGUUUAUGGCACGAAUUUCGGGACGAUUUGAAGUUUUUUGAAAUUUAAAAAGUCCAUAUGGAGACUGAGAAGCUGCCCUACAGGGAAUGUCAUUUUGCUUUGCGGUUUCUGAAAAUUAGCCAGUACACUUGUUGAAUCACCAAAUGAAAAUAUUGGAUGCCUAAACCUGUUAAACUUCCUUUUUUGGAGAAAAAAAGGCCUUGAAAUCGAAAAAAACUCUCUAAAUCUGUUAAAAUAGACUGAUCUCAUUAUUUGAACCCUUAUUUCUCAAGAACCAGGCGAAACUUCUCAGGUUGAUUAAACCUUGAAAAUUGAUAAAUUUGAACAAAAAGAUGAUAUAAUUCGGAAGGAAACUCAAAAACGAGAGAACAACAGUGGCCUGAGAGACGUUAGAGAAGUAGGGACACUAACGUUUUCUGGCGUCUCUUCAGACCACAGUUGAUCUCUCCCUUUUGCUAUUUUUUUUUAAAUUUUUGAUUGUACCGCAGUGAUAAGAGACCAGUAUGGCUUGAGAAACAUGUUUAUCACUCUGAAAUUUGUCCCAAAAAACCUUGUUAAAGAGAGAAACAGAAGAGAGAUCAACAGCGGCCUGAAGAGACUCCAGAAAAACGGAUUUUCUCUUUUUCUCUCGAAUAUCUUCGAGCUUUUUCUCGUAGUUAAACUAGGUAUAAUCUUGUAUGAAAAGAGCAAAAAAAGAGAUCAAAAGCGGCCUCUAGACUCUGAAGAGACGCCAGAGAACGAGUUUUCCCAUCGUUUCUCUGGCGUCUCUCCGGCCGCAGUUGAUCUCUCAGUCUCGCUCAUUUUUUGAAGGUUUUUGAAUUAUAACGAGUAAACAGAAAUUAAAAGUCUUCUUCAUUUGUGUCCGAUGAUUUAAUUAUCUAAUGAUGUGAAGAAGCCUUGAAAUCGAUUUUUUGGAAAGCCAUUAAAAUAACAGAACUUUCCUGCUUCGGGCACUGAAUUUAUCUGAAUAUGAUAAUUUAAACUUUGCUGUAAAGUAUUGACACAUCUCAUCCUCUUCUCCAACUUAUCUCACCGUUACAGUAAUCCCUUCAACGACCGAUUCCUCAAAAUGCCCUUUAUCGCCCCGACUUCUCUGCUUUGGUCAUGACAUCCACAGUCAACUUCGAAAAAGUCAAAGCCGUACAGGUUUUAUUUCUUGUUGAAACUACAGUAACCCUACAGUAUUCUCCAGGAAACAUGGGGGAAACGGUGCGACAAGCUACUUUUCGGCAGUUCGGUCCAAAAGAAAGGCAUUCCGACGCUUCUGAUAAAAGCCUCGCCGAGUUUGACAUCCGAAUAUGCGGAAAAUUUGUGGUUGAAGACGAGAAAUGGAUUAUUUAAGCUACAUGACGGGUAUUUGGUUCGUUUUUCUCGAAAAUGUGAUCAUUUUGAGGCAUAGUCAUUCGCAACGGCUUUUGAGUUUUUUUUAGAGGUUCGAAAUUGCAAAAUAUGAAGAACUUUUGGUUGAUAUUUGUUCGAAAAAGGAAAAAUGUCUUUUUGCCACUUUACUAUUUCGAGUAAAAUACAAAAUUUUUCAGAACUUCAAUGACUUGAUUAGAGCUAAAACAGGUGUUCAAAAUAUUUCAAAACCCUCAAUUUCACUAAUUUUUCCCACAACAUAUGGUUCAAGAAAAAUUAAAAAUUUGUUCUGUUUAAAAAGCGCUAGAAGAUUUAUCUUUUUAUAAGAAGUUGAAUAUUGAAUAUUUGAAUAUUUAUUUCACUCUAAUACGUAAAAUAACAUGGUUAGUAGAAAAAUUAGUCAAUUUUCCCACAAUUUAAGGAAAAACGGUUCUGAUUCAAGAAAACUGAAAAUAUUUUUGUUAGAAGGUUGCUAAAAGAUGAACCUAGUGUUUAACUAGUUUUUCUCAAAGUUGGUCCAUUUUUGAUCAAACUCAGGGCAAAGUCGGAAUGAUGGAUAAUGGCCGCUAAAAGGGAGAGGCUCAAAAAAGGCCGCAGAAAGGCAACAGAAAAGGCAGCAAAGAGAGUCCCUUUAUCGAGCCUUCAAUUUUUCUAAGGUUUCAAAAGUUCCAGAAAUGGUGGAGAAAAGGAAAGGCAGAAAAAAUGGUGCAUAAGGGCUGAGAAAAUGGAGCAAAAAGGCAGCAAAAAGAAAGCCUUCAUCACCCUAAAAGGAACAUUUCUAUGGAGCCUUAGAGGGUCCUUUCCGACUUUGCCUAUGAGUUUGCAAAGUUCAGAACAAUUUCGAUUGGUUCAUGAAAGUCGACGACGACACCUACAUUAUAAUGGAACAUUUGAAGGAACUUCUUGCAGUCCGUUUUUUUCCCAUUCAAAAAUAUAAAUAAAGUGAUGAUUUUCAAGAAAUAUUCUCCCGAUGAUCCCGUCGCAUUGGGUCAUAAAAUGCGUUUGGGAAGUCAUAUCAAAGGAUUGGAAUAUCAUUCCGGCGGAGCCGGCUAUGUCUUCACAAGGGAAAGUUUGAGAAGGUUGGCUUUUAAAAAGCAGAAAAAACAACUAAUUUUAUUUCUCGCUUCAGUUGCUGAUCGAAUAUAUAUAUAAAAAUAUUCAGAUUGAAAGUGGAAACAGUAAAGUAAAAUAACAACAAAAGCUUGUAAUAUUUUUUUGUCUUGCUCAAUACGAAUCUUUCAAAAAUCGAACUCACUAAAGACAGUUUUCAACGAAGAUUCUGAAACCGUGGUAGGAAAGUUUGAAAAAUGAUCAUUGAUGAAAGUUAUCGGCGCAAAAAGGACAGAAAAAUGGCCUAAUUACAGGAUUGUUCGCUGAAUUUUAUCAAAAAAAGUUAAAAAAAUUUAGACAAAAUUAUUUUUCAAAUCGUUUUUUUGGAGACCAGCUUUAUUUUUUUAUAAAUGGGAAAAGCUUGAUCAGCUUUUUUUUUCAAAUUUGAGCGCCUCUAACUUUUUUUCCGAAGGUUUUUUUCGGCCGGUUUUGAAACUUCAAAAUCAAAACGAGCCGUUGAAUCUGAGGGUUUUUGUAUUUUUACAGAAAUCUUAAUGCAACUUUAAAAAAAUAUUUGAGAGGAAAUAAAACCGGAUAUAUCUUUAAAAAAACCAUCCCGAAAAAUCUUUUUUUCGUCAAUUUUUCAACUUAUCUUCAAAAUCAAAAAGAGAAGUUGAAUCUAGCGAAUUGAGUAUUUAAGAAAUAUCACUAAAAUUUGAGACCAAACCCUAGAGAAAAAAAUCUUUUUAACUGGAAAAAAAUCCUAUGAUCAUGGAAAAAAAUUUGAAGAUUCGUCAAAACGGUGCAAAUGUUAGAAGAAAAUCGAGACAAACACGUGGAUUUGGGCCUCGAGGACGUUCAUACGGCCUACGUUUGGAAAAAGGCCAACGUCACUAUCGUGGAAACUUCGGAUGAAAAUCUUGCGUUGAGGUAUGAUUUCUAGUUAAUUAAAUAUACAGUAACAUAACUAUAAAAAUCAUUAAAAUUCAAAAACAAAGAAGAUUCUAUUAAAAUUCAUCAAAUUCAACUAAAAAAGUAGGAAUUUCCCCCCGGAACUCCUAAAAUUUUCAUGGCCGGCCUGAACCAUCGAAAAAAGGGUCCUAACACGAUACAGAAUAAAUACUGAAGAACGCCAGAGUGGUCUCUAGAGGGGUGACCUUAAAAACCCUUGAAAGUUCCCCUUUAGAGAUCACCUUACCUCCAUUUUUAGCCGCAUUAAAGCUUGCAAAAGUGGUCACUCUAGGAGUUUCAGUUAGUCACCACUCUAGGGUAGUAUUCGCCUUAAUUUUCGAACCUACAAACGAACAGAAAAAUGAAAAUGAUUAUAGAUUGAAAAAGUGAAGAAAACAAAAAAUUAUUUCAAUAGUAAGAGCUAAAACUGUUUCAGAUUCGCUCCAAUACAUAUUGCCCACAUUUUGACCCCAGAACUUCGUCCCAAAUGGCUCAAAUCAAUGGAAAAACCUCUUCCAGUAAGUUUCAAAAUUUUAAUUUAGCGACAUACUCAUGAAAAUGCAAAAAAAACCCAAACCUCAUUUUCCGAGCCUUUCAGUUGACUUAAAUUAUCCAAUUCGAUCCAUUUUUUCCUUGAAAUCCAAUAAUUCGACCUGAAAUCUUUCGUAGCUCUUUAAAUGAACACUUCUAUCCAAAAAUGUUUUUAAAAAAUUUUCAGGAGAAAAACGCCUUAUCGAACAAAUUGGUUUCAAUGCACUACGCCAAGCCUGCGGAUAUUCGAGAAUUUGAAUUUUUUUCGAUAUCAUUUCAAAGUUAUCUUGUUAAAAUCCUAAUGGUUAUACUUUUAAACUCAAUAAAAAAAUAAAAUAAAAAAACCAAAAGUUUUUUCUGAAAAUUUCGUCAAGUUCGACGCAUUGGUGCAUACACCACGACAGGCUGAUACAUGA